UGACAUUAGAAUCAAAAGUUUAGAUCCCAAAUUUCACAACAUCCAAACAAAGAGGAAUUUCAUCAAAAAAAUCAAUCUUCGAAUAUCUGUAGCAAAAUUUCAUUUCUAUACCCGAUAUUGAAACUUAUUUAUACCUUAGACCUAGAUAAUUAAGUAACUUAUUAUAAAGAUAUACAAAUACUCAAAUGGCUGCCAACAACACAGACAACAACGUUCAUAACAACAGUAACCCCCCAUCCACAUCAUGUUGGGGAACCAUUACAAAGCCCAAGGAAGACAAUUUUGCAUCCAUCGUGAAGAAUCAAGAGAAGGAGAAGCAGCUGAAGCAUGCCACUGAAAGAGAAAAACGGAAACAGCAAGAGGCUAAAGAUUUAGAAGAGGCUUUGGUUAAAAGCCUUGAGUUGGCAAGUCUCAAGGACGAUGAAGAUGACGAUUGGGAUUUGCUAAAUGACGAAGAUGACUUUAAUUUUACCUUGCCACCUGAGGUUUUGGAAUUUCUCAAGACCGAAGAGGAGGAGUUGAAGGCUGCCGAGACAGCAGCCGCCGAGGAAUGCGAAUCGGAUGCGGUCAUAGCACAAAUGUUGCAAGCUCAAUUCAAUAAGGAAUACAACCAAGAGUUGAAACGCAUAGAAAAGGCCCAAAACAAACAAUCCAAGAUAACAGUGUGCUUGGACAAGUACAUGAAACCCUAUAUAAAGGAUGUUGGAGAGGAAUUGGAAAACGAAUAUGAGGAGGAAGAUGACGUAGAUCGCGAAAAACGAGACUGGGAUCGUUUUGAUACCAAUGCACGUUUGCUUGAGCAAAUACCCAAGUGUGGUUAUGCCAUUGAUAGGGAUGGCGAAAUGAUUACAAAACACGAUGAGAAGCUGUGUGGCGUGAGAAAUGCAUGCCGCAUGAUGUCUUUGCCAUUGGAGUUUGCUACCGGCGAUGGUGCUGGAUUUGACAUGAAACUAUCAAAUAGAGUCUUUAACGAUCUCAAAACCUACUCGCGCAAGGGUCAUAAGAAUAGGAUGCAGGAUCGCAAAGAUAAUGUUGCCACCGCUGAAAUGGGCGUUGAUGUCCGCACCCGUUUAAUUCUCUAUAAAUUGGUGAACAAUAAAAUUCUCGAACAAAUCAAUGGCAUCAUAUCCACGGGUAAAGAAGCUGUUAUUCUACAUGCCGACUCAUCGUUAAUUGGACCAGAUCCCGAAAACCCAUUAAUAAUGCCCAAAGAAUGUGCGGUUAAAAUAUUCAAAACAACUCUUAAUGACUUUAAGCAAAGGGAUAGAUAUAUCAAGGAUGAUUACCGCUUCAAGGGUCGCUUCAAUGUUCGUUUCGGUAAACAAAAUAAUUUCGUCAUUAUCAACAUGUGGGCCGAAAAGGAAAUGCACAAUUUAACACGUAUGAUGAGUGUGGGCAUAAACUGUCCCGAAGUUGUCAUGUUAAAGAAACAUGUGCUUGUAAUGUCGUUUAUUGGUGAGGAUAACAAAGCCGCACCAAAGCUUAAAGAUGCUAUUUUAACUUCUGCCGAAUGGAUAGUGGCUUAUGAUGAGGUUGUUACCGCUAUGCACAAGUUAUACAAUGAGGCAAAACUGGUACACGCCGACUUGAGUGAAUACAACAUACUUUGGCAUAGGGGUAAAUGUUGGUUUAUUGAUGUGGCCCAAUCGGUUGAACCUCAACAUCCUUCAGCAAUGGAGUAUUUAAUGAGAGAUUGCAAUAAUAUUGUUACGUUCUUCAACAAGAAGGGUGUACCAAAUUGUCACACCAAGGAAGAAUUGUUCGAGCAUAUUACCUCUCUCAAUGCGGAAACUGUAAAUGUGGCUAUGCUUGAACGCAUCCAUACUAAAGGAGCCAAUAUACAAUUGGCCACUGCUCCUAAUCAAGACGAGUGCCCGCUUCAUGCAAAACCUCUGGAAUAUCCAUUUGAUUUGGCCUGGGAGAAGACGACAUCUGCCAUAAUGGAGUGCAAAGUACAAGCAUCAUUGGCUGAGCCAAAAGAUGAGAAGGCUUCUGUGACACAACCCAUAGUGGUUAACGCUAUGACUGACACUGCCACCAUUUAAGAACAGGCGUUAAGCAUAAAUAGUUUGUAAUUUAUACGGCAUCUUCCUUUAAAAGGAUUAUUCGUUUUGUUUUUAUUCUUCCUUAUAUUUUUGGUUUAAUGUCGGACAUAGAAAAAAGAAAUAAAGAAAAUAAUUGAAAAUGUUUAA
Stomoxys calcitrans (stable fly) is the source of this 2192-nucleotide messenger RNA. Its product is annotated as serine/threonine-protein kinase RIO3. Bases 186 to 2045 code for a protein of 619 amino acids. Lineage: Eukaryota; Metazoa; Arthropoda; Insecta; Diptera; Muscidae. Gene Ontology annotation, biological process: protein phosphorylation; maturation of SSU-rRNA. The record is from RefSeq and is a predicted model, not a curated record. Gene Ontology annotation, molecular function: protein serine/threonine kinase activity; ATP binding. Gene Ontology annotation, cellular component: preribosome, small subunit precursor; cytosol. The transcript is spliced from 3 exons.